Molecule: messenger RNA, 312 nt
Organism: Didymella exigua CBS 183.55
Lineage: Eukaryota; Fungi; Ascomycota; Dothideomycetes; Pleosporales; Didymellaceae
Exons: 2
Source: RefSeq, a predicted model, not a curated record
AAAACGCACAUCCAGAAGGUAGCAACAAAAGGAGAGAUGGCGUUCCACGCUAUGUCUAGGAUCAUAGCAUUGUUAUGGGGCCUGUUAGUCCGCAAGUCACAAUUAGUAUACACAGCAGUGGCACGUCCAAUCAUAUCAACAGGGCAGGGAGGCAAAGGCAUAGACGAGGCAAAGAUUCGCAAGCUAGUGGUGGUCCAGAACAAGUGUCUGAGGCGGACGCUAGGGGCCUAUAAGAGAAUACCAGUGGCUGCAAUUAAGAAAGAGAGUAGAACGCCGCCACUAUCCCUGUACAUACAGGUGGUGACCCUCUAA